This is a messenger RNA of Dothidotthia symphoricarpi CBS 119687, 834 nucleotides long. RefSeq lists its product as uncharacterized. The coding region runs from base 216 to 563 and encodes 115 amino acids. The transcript has 3 exons. NCBI's taxonomy places the organism in Eukaryota, Fungi, Ascomycota, Dothideomycetes, Pleosporales, Dothidotthiaceae. The record is from RefSeq and is a predicted model, not a curated record.
UGGUGAUGGACGUUGCGAACUAUGACGUGAGUGCUCAUUCUUUGCGUGUCGCGGUUGCCCCGCAACGAGGCGACUUACAAACACGAGUUUUACAUUCUUUUGCGUGCUAUAUCACUGCGGUCGUAGCCCAGCAAGCCCCUCUCAACCACCACAUUCGACUUUCCACCAACAAACUUUGAUUUCAGAAAUAACUCUACCACAAACCGCCCGAAGCCAUGUCGUCCAACGUACUCAGCAACCGCGACACCAACACCCAGGUCAAGCCUACCCUAUCACCGGAGCAAGACCAGCCCAAGAGCCUUGAAUACCACCGUCAGGUUCUGCAUUCGCGUAUGCAGGAUGAGCCGGAGCAGAAAUACGUAUCCCCGUCAGAUGAGAUCAUGUCGCCAGCUACACAGAAGCUGAGUGACUUCCGCAGCAAGCACGUCAUGAAGAAGUCGAAGCCACAGACCCUGUUUAAGAAGACAAGCUCCAAGAACUUCGAUACAGCUAAGGGCGCAUCUAUGUUCGCCGACAUUCCCAAGAACAGCCCGAAAGAGGACGAGAAGAUGGAUGAGGCUUAGACAUAAGCGCGAUAGGACUCCGUGCGAACAUGUCGACGAUUAGUUGGACAUGAACUCGCUACAUAUUGGCGCUUCUUCUUUACACAAUACCCGUGUUGGCUACACAACUGGUUAGGAUUUCUGGGUUAUUCUUGGGUAGUAUGACUUGGUUCACAGUCUUAGGCGAUCACAGGCUGUUUGGCGUUUGGUUUUGGAUUGGUUACGAAUAACAUGAUUACGCGACUGUAGAACAUUUGGAGGUGAUGAACAAGAAAAUUCACAUGUGUCCUUG